AUGUCGCACUGUUGGAAGUGCACAAACUUCAGACUUUUUGGGUUCCAGCGCAUUGCUUUACGGCGCUCACUUCAUACGCAAAGUCUUGUCCCACGAGCACCAGCACGAAGUCGAUUCGCGCGCGCGGUGAUAUCAUACAGCCGGAAUCCAAGCCUCCUCAUCAACCAAAGCCAGAUACGCAAUUCGUCGUCUACGCCUCAACCAUGUGCAGGCUCGGCUAAGCUGGUUGAAAAUAUCUUGCCCGUCUGUUGUCCGGGAUGCGGUGCCUAUGCGCAGACCGUCGAGCCGAACGAACCGGGGUAUUAUGGCAAGUCACGGAAACAGACUCGGAAGCUCCUAUCUGAGCUCCAGCAAGCGCCUCAAGAAGAGCAUAAGGAUGUGGAGGAAGGACUUGAUUUAAGAUCCGAAGCGGAGAAAGCAGCGAGCACGAUACAGAAGCUGGCCAUCGACUCCGAGCUGACGAUUCCUAAAGCGAAGCAUGGAGCGAUGCUGGAAGAUGCGGCGGUGACUGCCAGUCAGUACCUCGAAAAAUCGAAAGCGCCUGUACAGAUUUGCGACAGGUGUCAUGAUCUUGUCCACCAUAAUAAAGCUGUCUCCGCUAUCUCGCCUUCGAUCUACUCAAUUGGCGAACUCCUUAAAGAGUCGCCGCACAGAGAUAAUCGCAUCUACCACGUUGUUGAUGCAGCUGAUUUCCCGAUGUCCUUAGUUGACAAUAUCUACGAAGCUCUCUCGAUUCAAGAGCCACGCUCGCGGAAUCGAAGGGCAUCGAUCGAGAAAUACCGAGGGGGCAAGAAACUGCCAACGAUCUCGCUCAUUAUAACGCGCUCCGAUCUUCUAGCUGCUACCAAGGAACAGGUCGACUCGAGGAUGGAAUACAUCCGUACGCUUCUGCGAGAUACUCUGAACUUGUCGACCGAGCAGGCCCGCUUGGGCAAUGUUCAUAUGAUCAGUGCUCAUCGAGGCUGGUGGACCAAACAGGUGAAGGAAGAAAUCAGAAAACAUGGAGGAGGCAUAUGGGUAGUCGGCAAGGCCAAUGUCGGAAAAAGCAGCUUUAUCGAGGCCUGCUUUCCCAAAGAUUCUAGGAACCUUGAGAAGAUUGCAGAAUUGGUCGAACGGCGCAAGGAGGAGUCGAAUGUCCCCACCUUCAAGAAUAUUGCUUUGGGCUUUAAUAGCCUCCUGCCACCUGCUCCUCGGGAAGAUUUAUAUCCCGUCCUCCCCGUUGUCUCUUCAGUACCAGGCACGACUGUCUCCCCCAUCCGUAUUCCCUUCGGGCAUGGCAAGGGUGAGAUGAUUGACUUGCCGGGCCUUGACCGCGGCCAAUUGGAGAACUACGUUCGCGACGAGCACAAACGGGACUUGACUAUGACCAAGCGGAAGAAGCCUGAACGCUACACGAUCAAGCCAGGACAAUCCUUGCUCCUCGGAGGCGGCCUCAUCAGGAUCACUGCGGAGAACCCAGACCAUCUGAUCAUGGCUGCUUGCUUUAUCCCAAUCGAAGCCCACGUCACUAACACAGAAAAGGCUAUUGAAAUGCAAGCCCUCCAGCGCCCCUACCCCGGCGAAAAGAUCAUGAAAGAUGACGCUGCUGCGACGAUAUCUUCUGCUGGAUCUUUCGAGCUAAAAUGGGAUGUCACCCGCUCGCACCUCCCAAUAAGCAUCGCGAAAGCAGUCGAGGAUCUGGGCAAACCGAUUCCCCGGCUACCAUACAAAGUAAUGUCGACAGACAUCCUUAUCGAGGGAUGCGGAUGGGUCGAACUCACCGUGCAAGUUCGAUCCGGCUCUGUCUCGGAUGAAUCUGAGUCAUCGACGUCCUUUCCCCGAGUCGAGGUCUUCAGCCCCAACGGGCAGCACGUCAGCUCGCGGCCCCCGAUUGAAUGUUGGAAUUUCAUUGCGGAUAAGAAGGCUGCGGAUAAGCGCAAGAAUCCUUCUCGUGGACGACAGAACAUCGGUCUGGCGAGACGGGUGCGGUCAACUUGA
This is a messenger RNA of Aspergillus clavatus NRRL 1, 1977 nucleotides long. RefSeq lists its product as uncharacterized. NCBI's taxonomy places the organism in Eukaryota, Fungi, Ascomycota, Eurotiomycetes, Eurotiales, Aspergillaceae. The record is from RefSeq and is a predicted model, not a curated record. The transcript is spliced from 2 exons. Gene Ontology annotation, cellular component: mitochondrion. Bases 1 to 1977 code for a protein of 658 amino acids.